CCUUCCAAGACCCAUAUCUAUAAAGACACAACCCUAAUGAACAUUCUCAUUUUCCUCUGAUCUCUCAUUCUCAUUGUUUGUUCCCACCUCAUGGAUCAAAAACAAGCCCUACAAGGCCCACAACCACCACCACCACCACCCAACAACAACCCAUCUUACCUCUUCACUCCUUUACUCUCACCCACCUCUCUCCACCACCCUCCUCCACUUCUCCACCCAAACCCAACUCCCCAACCACCCCAUCUCCUCCAUGACAUUGACUGGGUCAGCCUUCUCUCCGGUGGGCUCGGCGACAUGAGACCGAUACUUGAAAGUGCUUCUUCUAUAGCAUCAACAUCUCAGAGUGUAGGUAAUGAAGGGAUUAAGGAGGAUAGAAGGAGAGGGAGCAGGGGAAAGAAAGCGGCUCGACCUCGGUUCGCGUUCCAGACUAGGAGUGAAGAUGAUAUACUGGAUGAUGGAUAUCGUUGGAGAAAAUAUGGACAGAAAUCUGUGAAGAAUAAUACUCAUCCAAGGAGCUACUAUAGGUGCACACAUCAUACUUGCAAUGUAAAGAAACAAAUACAGAGGCUCUCGAAGGACACCGGCAUCGUUGUCACAACAUACGAGGGAAUCCAUAACCAUCCCUGUGCCAAGCUCAUGGAAACUCUCAGUCCUCUUCUCAAGCAGAUGCAGUUCCUCUCUCAGUUUUGAGUCCAACAACCCAGCUUUCAUAAAUAAAGCCACCCAUUUGACAGAUACAAAUACAAUUUGUCUACUUGCACAGAAAUCGAUUACAGAAUUGGAUUCCUAAACUUUUUUUCUUUUCAGUUAUCAUAGUGGAUGGAUCAUAUAACUAAUACAAGCCACUUGAUGCACUUGAUGUAAAUGGACAAACAUUAUCAUAUAGGAGUUUGCUAACUAAACUCAAUAUUGAUGUGGCAUUACAUACAGUACUAGUUAAUCAA
Molecule: messenger RNA, 944 nt
Organism: Camellia sinensis
Lineage: Eukaryota; Viridiplantae; Streptophyta; Magnoliopsida; Ericales; Theaceae
Product: putative WRKY transcription factor 43
Biological process (GO): regulation of DNA-templated transcription
Molecular function (GO): DNA-binding transcription factor activity; sequence-specific DNA binding
Source: RefSeq, a predicted model, not a curated record